GGCGAGCGGGCCGGCAGUGUACCACCGAACUCUGCUCUACCAGCGAGGGAGCCCUAUAGCUGCCGCCGUCACCUCCGACGCAUCAUCUCCCUCCCCCACCACCAAGGCCUCCCACGCGCGUCGCCGCCGUGCCAUACCUCACCGCCGAGGCCUAAACUCCAAACCACCACCGCCGCUCACGCGCGUCGCCGCAGCCAUCGCCGUAUCACCUUCUUCCUCGUCGGGACAUCGCGUCCGCGGUGUUGAGGGUUUGGAAGGUUGUCGUUUCGUGAAACGCUCGGCGCUGAUUGGUGGAAGAUGUCGCGGGGCUCUGAGAUCUGAUAUUUGUCGGAAUCCGUCGUGACUGCUGUUUGUACCUUUUCAAGCUGCGGUGGAAUGGAGUGCAAUAAGGAUGAGGCCCUUAGGGCGAAGGAAAUUGCAGAGAGGAAGUUCGAGUCCAGGGACCUGCAGGGGGCGAAAAAAUUCGCACUCAAGGCCAAGACACUCUUUCCCGAUCUCAAAGGCAUUGAGCAGCUGAACUCCACCUUGGAUGUUUACCUUUCUUCGGAGGUGAAGAUUGCUGGCGAGAAGGACUGGUACUCUAUCCUUUCCGUGGACACGUUUGCAGAUGAUGAAACUGUGAAGAAGAAGUACAGGGAUUUGCUGCUCAAGCUCCAUCCCGACAAGAACAAGUCUGUGGGUGCUGAGGGUGCUUUCCAGAUGGUUAAAGAGGCGUGGAAUGUGCUGUCCGAUAAAACCAAGAGAGCGCUGUACGACCAAAAAAGGAAAUUAAUUGUUCUACAGCAGAAGACAUGUCAACCGAGUAAGACAAGUGUAACUCCGGGUGCAGCCAACGGCUUCGAUCAUUUUGCAGCCAAAGCACCCGCUUCCAAGGCAAGGGCAAACAACCAAAAGACAGGAUCAGCAACAUCUGCAGUGCGCCAGCGCCAGCGCCCGCCCCCACCCCCACAGCGCCCGCCUCCUCACCAUCAGGCUCCUGGUCCAUCUCCACCUCCAGCAACACAUCCUACAUUUUGGACCUCUUGCAACAAAUGCAAGAUGAAUCUUGAAUAUCUCAAAAUGUAUUUAAAUCACAAUCUUCGCUGCCCUAGCUGCCGUGAGCCAUUUCUAGCAAAAGAGGUCCCAGUGCCACCAACUGAGAAUGUUCAUGUAGUACGGGAUUCAAACAUCGGUGGUGCAACUCAAGAAUCAAGCACUGGCAAAAAAUUCCAGUGGGGUCCGUUCUCAAGGGCAGCUGGUGCAGCUAGUGCUACUGCAUCAUCAUCUGCUGCUGCUCAAGCUGCUAACAUGGUUCAUCAGACGUAUGAGAAAGUUAAGAGAGAGAGGGAGGAGGCACAAGGAGGAGCAAGAAGGGAAGAUGCUCUUCAAAGGAAGCACAAUCCUCUAAAAAGGCAAGCAAAUAUGGAGAAUUUUAACCAUGGAAUGGAUGAUGGUGCAUCUGGAAAGAAGAUGAAAACUGUGGGUAAAGAAGCUGGAGUUGGUUCUUCCUCCAUUUUCUCAGGUCCAUGGGCCAAUUAUGUUAGAAUGCCAGGUGGUAAUAUACCAUUUUCAGCCAACAGUGGAGCCUUUGAAUUUCAAGGUGUUAAUGGUGUACCCAAUUGGAGAUCCAAGCCUUUUACUCGGAUCAGCUUAACUAAGACUUUCUCUCAGCCAGACAUUAGGAGAAUUUUGAUUGACAAGAUGAAGAGCGAUUUGAGGGGGAAGCUAGAGGAGAUGAGAAGUAAACCUUUUCAAGUUACUCUUGAUGUAAAAGCGAGCAAAAAACAUGUUGAGGGUAAUGAAACUCAUGCAUCAGAUGAUGGUAUUUGCGCUGAUCCAGAGGAGAUUGGUUCUGCUAACAGCACAGGCGCUGAAAACAAAGAUGAUGACCCUUUCUCUUAUACUGUUCCUGAUCCUGAUUUCCAUGAUUUUGAUAAGGAUCGUACUGAGAAGUCUUUUCAAAGUGAUCAAAUUUGGGCUUCAUAUGAUGAUGAAGAUGGUAUGCCUCGUUAUUACGCAUAUAUUCAGAAACUUAUCUCCUUGAAUCCGUUUAAGGUCAAGAUAAGUUAUCUCGCAUCGAGGACAAACAGUGAAUUUGGACCGUUGGGUUGGGUUUCAUCCGGCUUCAUAAAGACAUGUGGUGAUUUCUGGAUUGGUAAAUAUGAAACCAUAGAUAUAAUCAACAUGUUCUCUCACCAGAUUAAAUGGGAGAAAGGUCCUCGUGGGGUGGUCAAAAUUUAUCCACGGAAAGGUGAUAUCUGGGCUUUGUACCGAAAUUGGUCCCCAGAUUGGAAUGGAGAUACUCCUGAUAAUGUGCUUCAUGUCUAUGAUCUGGUUGAGGUACUGGAUGAUUAUGAUGAAGAUCAUGGUAUUUCUGUCAUUCCCUUAGUUAAGGUUACUGGAUUUCGAACAGUGUUCCAGCAUCAUCAGGACAGUGAUGCCAUCAAGAGGAUUCCAAAAGAAGAGAUGUUUCGGUUUUCACAUCAGGUUCCUGUUUACAGGAUGUCUGGGGAAGAAGCUCCAAAUGUCCCCAAAGAUAGCUAUGAGGUAGACCCAGCUGCUAUUUCUAAAGAACUUCUUCAGGAGGAAGAGGCAACUUCUAAAUGCUGAUUAAAACAGUGGAUGCUGACUCCAGUAUGCCUGUGUUGACCUGCUGUUUUGAAGCAUAUAUUUGUUGGCAUUUGCUAGUUUCUGUAGAGUUCUAGCUUCUAUUGCUUUUGACAAUUACCUUUUGAUACAAUGAUCGGACUGGGGCUAGUCAUUCCUAAAUUAUCUUGUAUGGCAUCUGGCCAUGUGUCCUGUCAUCUCAACAAUGAUUCCGAUAGUGUGAGGAAGAGACAUUGUCAUUCUGUAUGUCCCAAAAGAAUCUGAUAUCAGCUGUUGUUCUUAUCUAAAACUUGGAAUUGGUGAUACUGCUA
This is a messenger RNA of Lolium perenne, 2897 nucleotides long. RefSeq lists its product as uncharacterized. The record is from RefSeq and is a predicted model, not a curated record. NCBI's taxonomy places the organism in Eukaryota, Viridiplantae, Streptophyta, Magnoliopsida, Poales, Poaceae.